AUGACGGAAGUCUGACGAGCCGCGUUCUUAGCCAUCGCGUCAGGCGGUGGGGAAGGCGGUCCCAGCGCCAGGCGGGUCGCAGCUCGGGCCCCACCAUGGCGGCCGCCGUGCGCUCUGCGUGCUGUCUGCCUGCACUGUGUGGCGUGCCGGCUGGUCAUUUCCUGUCUAGGCAGCUCCCUCUAAAGGCCUUUCCAGCAGCAGCUUCAUUUUUGGCAGCAAAGACAACUCUCAGCUACGGCUCUUUGUCACCAAGGGGAACAAAAACCAACCACUGUCUGAGCAGCUUGAGCCAUGCGUUGCAGACACAGUGCUGCAUUGCCUCUCCCGUCAACUGCAUGGGCCAGCAGAACAGGCCUUACAGCUUCUUCACCAAACUGACUGCAGAAGAACUCUGGAAGGGUGCCUUAGCAGAGACUGGUGCUGGAGCAAGGAAAGGCAGAGGCAAAAGAACAAAGAGGAGGAAGAAAAAGGAUUUGAACAAGGGACAGAUCAUUGGUGAAGGGCGUUCUGGUUUCCUGUGGCCUGGUCUGAAUGUCCCUCUUACAAAAAGUGGAGUAGUCCAGACCAUUGGCCAAAGAAGCAAACAAGAGCAGGAGAAGGUGGAGGCUGACAUGAUCCAGCAGAGAGAAGACUGGGAACGGAAAAGGAAGAUUAAAGUUAAACGGGAGCGUGGCUGGAGCGGAAGCACAUGGGGAGGUGUCAGUAUUGGCCCCCCAAGCCAGGGACCCAAUGGAGAAACAUAUGAAGACUUUGAUACCAGGGUUCUCGAGGUAAGAAAUGUUUUCAAUAUGACAGCAAAAGAGGGAAGAAAGAAGUCGGUCCGUGUCCUGGUUGUUGUGGGGAAUGGAAAUGGAGCUGCAGGUUUUGCUGUUGGGAAAGCCGCUGACCGGGCAGAUGCUUUAAGGAAGGCAAAGAACAGAGCAAUUCAUUAUUUGCAUUAUAUAGAACUAUAUGAAGGCCAUACAAUAUACCAUGAUAUUUCAUUAAGAUUUAAGAGGACGCAGAUCAGGAUGAAGAAACAACCCAGAGGUUAUGGCCUCCGAUGCCACAGGGCCAUUAUCACCAUCUGCCGCCUCAUUGGCAUUAAGGAUAUGUAUGCCAAGGUCACUGGGUCUAUGAACAUGCUCAACCUCACCCGGGGCCUCUUCCGUGGACUUGCUCACCAGGAAACCCACCAACAUCUAGCCGAUAAGAAGGGUCUCCAUGUGGUGGAGUUCCGGGAAGAAUGUGGCCCUCUGCCUAUUGUGGUCGCCUCCCCACGGGGGGCCUUAAGUAAGGAACCAGAGCCUGAGCCUGAGGUCCCUGACAUUAAACUGGACUGGCAAGAAGUAAAGGCCAUGCAGGGAAUGAAGCGCUCGGUGUGGUCUGAUUUAAAGAGAUCUGCCACCUGAAGGUCUCCAGCCCGGUCCAGCAGUGCCUGGUGCUGUCUGGCACCUGGAAGAGACUUACCCCACACAUUGAUGUAUAGCCCCCACUCCCUUUUUUAAAGGAAAGUCCAACCUUCUUUGUUUUUAAAUAAAUAAUUACAGAUUGAAUUUAUUGAGCACAUGGUAUAUAGCAGUAGAUGUGAUGGGAAUGUUACACGCAAAUAUCAGGAGCAAUUCAUUGACUUAAACUGGUAAGUGUAAGUGAAAUGGGAACCAGCUAAUAGAUCCAGUCAGUAGUGACAUACACAGUAAUCAUUGCUGUGAUAAUUAUACGUAAUACAUAUUGCUGAGUCAUCCAAAAAUGGAUGUUUCCAAUUUCAUUUUACAGAGAAGUGGAGUGACCUGACUACACUAGACACUAGCCGUUUUCCCUGGCAGCUGCACGCACCAUUUAUGUCCCAUUGCUGUUGGAGCAGGCUUUCUCCUCCCCCUCAGCUGUGCUUGUGGGUCUCUAAACAAUAGUUAUUCUGCUGUGUGUCUCAAGUGGCACCUCUGCCACCUUCACUCGAUAUUGAGUGACCUCAUGGGCUUAGUAGGCAUUCAUGUGUGUUUUGGGUGAAAUAUCCAUUCAGAUCCUUUGCUCAUUAAAAAAAAAAAAUGGUUA
Molecule: messenger RNA, 2031 nt
Organism: Cricetulus griseus (Chinese hamster)
Lineage: Eukaryota; Metazoa; Chordata; Mammalia; Rodentia; Cricetidae
Source: RefSeq, a predicted model, not a curated record